UUUCACUUCCUGAUUACAGUGAUACUAAGUGUUAACCAUGGCGGCAGUGCCAGCUCAGAAUCUCCGGGUGUCCGAGAUCCGGGAUCCAGGUUCGCUGUUUGAGCGGUACAGUGUUGAGGAGAUCCGUGGCAUUGAAAGGCGGGUGCGAGCGGAGAUCGAACAGAAGAAGGAAGAGUUGAGGCAAAUGGUUGGUGAGCGGUACCGGGAUCUGAUUGAAGCAGCUGAUACUAUCUGGGAGAUGAGACAGAGUUCAGAACAGGUGGUACAGGCCAUGCAGGAGAUGUACCAGUACUGUAGCAGUCUUAGGACUCAGUCUAAGGGAGCUCCUGCCUUCGAAAAGAAAGUUGAAAAUACAUUGAGCCAACCAAAGCACCAAGAAAAGUUCUACAGUACGGCGGCUCAAAUCAAACUGCUGCUGGACAUCCCAGAGAGGAUCUGGAGCUCCAUAGAAAGCCAUCAGUACCUGCAAGCCACCCAACUGUACCUUCUCUGCUGUCAUCUGCACAGUCUGCUGCAGCUCGACUCUACAUCCUCCCGCUAUAGCCCUAUCCUGCUUCGCUUCCCAAUUCUUGUACGUCAGGUGGCAGCUGCCGGUCACUUCCGGUCAACAAUCCUCCAGGAGAGCAAGUCACUGCUAAAAGGACGAGCCGUCUCUGACCAGGCCAUUGCUGAAGGCUUGUGUUCCAUGAUGCUGCUGGAGGGCAGUUCUCCAAGACAGGCUCUUGCUGACUUCCUGCUUGCUAGAAAAGCUGCUGUGCAGCAGCUGCUCAACCAGCCACACCACAAUGCUGGGAUUAAAGCACAGGUGUGCUCACUUGUAGAACUGUUGGCCACCACUCUGUACCAGGCUCAUGUUCUGUUUUACACUCUACCUGAAGGUGUAAUUCCAGAUACAACCCUGGGUUGCGGCUUGCUUUUCAGUACCCUAGAAUCUGUCACUGGACGGUUAGCACCAGGUAAAGGGAUCCAAGUUCUAAAAGAUGAGCUGAAUACAGUCAGCUGGGUCAGGCAUUUGCCACCAUCCGUGAUGGAGUUCCAGCCAACACUGAGAACACUUGCUCACCCAAUAAGCCAGGAAUAUUUAAGAGACACACUUCAGCAGUGGAUUGACAUGUGCAAGGAGGACAUUAAAGUCGGCAUUGGGAACUUGCUGGUUUAUGUGAAGAGCUUUAAGGGCCUGGCUGCUAUUCGAGAUGCAGUGUGGGAGCUUCUUACCAAUGACUCUGUUAGCCAGAGUUGGGAAGUUGUAUGUCGUAGGCUUUUGGACAAGAAUAUCUCAUUUUGGGAUGAUUUCCUGCAGCAACUUUUCCUGGACAGGUUAGAGGCCCUGACUAAAGAAGGCUUAGAGUCCAUAUCCAGAAGUUCUAAACAACUCCUGAUUUCCGCACUUCAAGAAUUAGAAAACUUGACCAGCUCUGGUGGUGGUACAGGCAAGAAUAUUCAUUUUGAACACAAUGUUGCCUCAUUCUUGUGGAUGGAAGGCACCAAUGACCUGCUUCCAGACACUGCCUGGGUCAGUGUUGCUAGUCGCAGCCAGUUUGUGAAAACAGGACUUUCCAUGAAAGCUCAAGCCUUAACACCAUGCAUUCAAAACUUUUGCACUGCUUUAGACUUGAAACUUAAAGCCCAGUUAAAUGAUCUUCUUUCCUACCUUCCUCCAGAUCUUUCAACUAAAGAAACUUCUGAAAUCAUGGAGAUUCCUAUAAAACAUGCUGCUUUUGACAGGUACUCAGAUGCUAGUACUGUAGAAGAAAUGCUUCGGAGUCACUGUGUAUCUUGUGUACAUAACAUCCUGGAUUGUGUUAAAGCAGAACUGAGAACUGCAGAAAGCAAGAUAUUGGGGCAUAAGUGUGCUCUUAACAGUUGCAAUCUGGUGUCUGUUCUCUACAUGGCCAGGCUGUGCCAGUCCUUGGGAGAGCUAUGCCCACAUCUGAAGCAAUGUAUUUUGGGUCAAUCUGGUAAUGUUGACCUGGUAGUCAAAGAGUCUCGCAUCAGCAAAAAAGUGGGGAAGGGAAAGGUAAAAGAGGUAAACCCUGCCCAAGCUAAGUGGCAGGAAGUGAAGGAACAUUUGUUGCAACAAAGUUUGGCAGCCUACCGUAUAUGGAGCACCACUGUGUCCAAGGUCUUGUUUUGCAGUUUUACCCAGACACUACUUUCAGAUACAGCAGGGUCGGUUCUUUCUAAUGCUACUCAUUGGGAUGAAAUAGAAAUCCAGGAAGAAACAGAGUCAGGAAACACUGUAACAUCUAAAAUCCGACUUCCAAUACAGCCAUCAUGGUAUGCUCAGUUAAUUCUCUUUAGUCUUUGUCAGGAAGUAAACCGAGUUGGAGGUCAUGCCUUGCCAAAGGUCACAUUGCAGGAGCUUCUGAAGAGCAACUUGGAGGAGAUGAUUGCUGGGUAUGAACAGGUCACUACAGUGGUACAAGAAAAGAAGGAAAAUGCAUUUCCCAUGACACAAAACCGGGCUCUUCAGUUACUCUUUGACUUGCGAUAUCUGUAUAGUGUCUUGUCAGCCAGGAAUGAGGAAGGGAAGAGCAGCAGAAGCAGACAGGACACAAGAAUUCAGAAGUUGAUGGAUAUGCUGGAAAGCUACAUCGAUCCAUUUGACUUGGAUGUUUUUACUCCACACCUUAAUGCCAACCUUAAUCGGCUCUCGCAAAGGACUUCGGUUCUGUUUGGGCUGCUGACAGGUACAGAAAAGCACUACAUCAACAGAAGUUCAGCAUUCAGCUCUCAGGAAUCUCACAAUGUCUUACCACUGGCAUCAAGUCAAAUAAGAUUUGGUCUCCUACCUCUAAGUAUGUCAAGCUCUCGUAAAUCAAAGUCUGCCGAAAGGAGCAUAGAAGCAAGUAAACCUGAGGUUGUUGUACCCCAUGUUUCCCAGCCAACAGAGAAUGUCAAGCCAGGAUCUUUGUUUAAACAGUUAGUGUCACAAGAAGAUGAAGCUCCUACAACAUCUCUUUUCACACUGAGCUGGCUUUCUAGUAUGACAAAAUGAAUGCUGAGACUUUACAGGACUUUAAAUAAUCUAUGCAAAAUGUUCAUAUUCUUUGUUUUACCAAAUGUUAUAAUAAAACAUGUUUGUUAUAA
This is a messenger RNA of Protopterus annectens (West African lungfish), 3090 nucleotides long. It is a transcript of the gene COG1, whose product is annotated as component of oligomeric golgi complex 1. Bases 38 to 2998 code for a protein of 986 amino acids. Gene Ontology annotation, cellular component: COG complex; Golgi apparatus. Gene Ontology annotation, biological process: intra-Golgi vesicle-mediated transport. The record is from RefSeq and is a predicted model, not a curated record. The transcript is spliced from 14 exons. NCBI's taxonomy places the organism in Eukaryota, Metazoa, Chordata, Ceratodontiformes, Protopteridae.